CCGCACGGCUGUCAGUGCGGAAAAAAUUUUACCGCACUGAUAUGUCAAAAAAAAAGAAAAAUUUUACAUUUUUUCGCCUGUAGGAAAAAUAUUGUACCUAACACUUGCGGAAAAUAUUUUUCCGCACUUGUUAGGUAAAUAGCUAUUUCGAAUCGUUCGAGACAUGUCCCUUGCCGGUCAAGGAUGAUACACAAUAUAAAUAUAUGGGAUUUUAGAACCAAUCAAAAAUGAGACAGCAAUUGUCACCACUGUGAGUUAUAGAGUCACUGUAGUUUUCAGACAUCCACGUCCGUGUGUAACCGCCUCAUGACGCCGUGCGCGAACUAGCUAUUUCGCGCACGUGUGCGCGAAAUAGCUAGUUCGCACACUGGGUGUCAUGGUGACACAUACCUGUCAGGAAAUCAAAAAUAAUUAAAAUUCACCUACCUUUGAUUGAAAAUGCAAUUUUGGCUUCGAAUGAUCGAUAUUUAAAUGGAGUUGUAGAAAAAAUAUUGUUUGCAACUCGGGCGCGAAAUACUUUGGUGAUCUCGACUUGAUACAAAAAUAACUAUUUUUGAGAAGAAUAACGAAAUAUCGAUAGUUUUCUAACAACCCUAGUAGUCAGCUGUGGCAUUUGUGGCAGUGACAUAGUUCGAGGUUAUUUAUUUCUGUAAAUAAAAAUAAAUCAAAUUCAAAUAACAAAAUCACAUUAUUUUUAUUGCAAAUCUAGUUUUAUUUAUCUAUUCGUUAUCUAGACUGAAUUAUGGUUAAUGCACCAGCAUUCUCAGAUAUCUUAUCAUAAAACAAAUAAUAUAAUAAUGGUUAUUUGCCAGUUGUUGUUAAUGUGUGGUUCAGUUUCAUUCAAGUAGGUCAACAAACUGAUAAUAAGAAAAACAUCUCAUCCAUUACCAAAGUCUACAUUACAGACUGGUUUUGGGCUUUCUUGAAUUCAAGCCACGUAUUCGCUGAAGCUUUUACUUUACCUUUAGUCGCAACUUUGUGCAGAUUGCAAAAUGAGGUUGGUAAUUUUGGAUAAUUCUAGUAAUGUUGCAGAAUGGGCUGCAAAAUACGUUAUGAAAAAAAUACAUGAAUUUCAGCCAAACGAGAAUAAAUAUUUUGUUCUAGGGCUUCCAACAGGCAGUACCCCAUUUGGUAUGUACCAAAAAUUAGCUGAAUAUUACAAAGCUGGACAACUCUCCUUUAAAUAUGUGAAAACUUUUAACAUGGAUGAAUAUGUUAAUCUACCUAGAGACCAUCAAGAGAGCUACCAUUAUUACAUGUGGAACAAUUUUUUCAAACACAUUGAUAUUGACCCGAAAAAUGCCCACCUCUUAGAUGGAAAUGCACCAGACCUAAUAGCCGAAUGCAACGCAUAUGAAGAAAAAAUUAAAGCUGCAGGAGGAAUUGAAUUAUUUAUUGGAGGCAUUGGUCCUGAUGGACAUAUCGCCUUUAACGAACCAGGAUCUUCAUUGGCCUCUAGAACAAGAGUGAAAACGCUAGCUCAAGAUACUAGGGAAGCUAAUGCAAGAUUCUUCAAUAAUGAUAUUAAUAAAGUACCAGGGCAAGCACUCACUGUAGGCGUCGGAACUGUUAUGGAUGCUAAAGAAGUCAUGAUUUUAAUAACUGGAUCUCAUAAGGCAUUUGCACUUUAUAAAGCUAUAGAAGAAGGCGUUAAUCAUAUGUGGACUGUAUCUGCUUUCCAACAACAUCCGCAUACGUUGGUUAUAUGUGAUGAAGAUGCUACUAUGGAGUUAAGGGUUAAGACUGUCAAGUAUUUCAAGUGUUUAUCUACAGAUCAUGAUCAACUUUUUCAUGAUGAUUAAUUAGUGGAACUUGGGAUUGGAGCUUAUUAUACAUUUUUUUUAUUAAUCGAAGUUUAUACAUAUUGUUGAGAGUAAAAGCAUAUUUUCAAAACCAACUGUUUUAUUUUACUCCAAAUUCUGUACAACAUCCCUUGCUCGUUUUAAUUUUAUUUGAUAUUCUUCAUCUGUCUUCUCUUCUGAAGAAUUCUCGAUAAACUUUAAAGCCUCAUCAAAAACUGUUUGUCUCGACUGUCCCUGGGCACCAUUAAAAUACUGUACAACAGUGUCCCAAAAUUCAUCUGGCACUUUACUGGAAUCAAACAGGUUUUGUUGCAGCCAUAUUUGCCUUAGCUUUUCAAAUUUCCAUUCUGACUUGCUAUGUUUCCAUUUGGAUAAGUAAUUUAAGGCUUUUUGUUGUAGUUCCAGUUCGAUUUGGACUUUCUUUUCUUCCAGUAUUUUGGCGUGUUUUCUUUUCUUUAUCGAUCUAUUUGAUUCCUUUUUUUCUUCCUUGUUUGUUUGUUUUGAAACUUCUUCUUCUUCUUCAUCUGGAUUAUUAUUGUCUCCUGUGUCCAUUGGAGUUUGGGAAUCUGCUUCAUUUUUUGUUUUUUUCUUUUUUGAUUUGCUGGAUUCAUUGUUUUCAGUUUUGUUUCUAGAUUCGUUAGAAGUAUCCUUGUUCUUUUUUCGUUUCUUUUUUGGCUUUUCACUAUCCUCUUGGUUUUGCUGCUGAAGUAAAUUAUCCUUUUCUUUGGAAACUAGUACUUUAGCAUCUUCUUUAGUUAUCAGCUCUUCGUCGAAAGAUAUUUUCGAUUUGCCUUUUUUGCUACUACGUUUAGACUUACUUUUUGUUAUUGGCUCCAUAUUUGACUGUGCUUUAGAUUUAUUUAAAUUUUUUAUAUCAACAAAAACAUGCCAUGCAACUUUUCAAAUUUUUGUGAGGUUAGGUUGGGAAACGUCAAUUUUUCUGCUUCUUUUUUUUGGUUACACCCGGUUGACACGAGUGCUGAACUGAACAUAACCUAAAAAAAAUUCAAACACAAACAAAAACAAACAAUUUUUUCCAAAGUCUAAUACAUACAUGAACAUUAUUAAUUUAUCCCUAAAAACAACUAAAAAUGAUUCACGAAUUGCUGUUUAAUUUAUAUCAUCAUCCUGGUGUAGCUAUAGAUGAUGCAGAUUGGACUCAUUUAUUUGAACUACCCCAAUUCCUUCACCCAGGAGAAGAAAAACUACUCCAAUUGAUUAUUUCAGUUGGAAUGGAUUAUCACAAAAUAACUUCAUUCACAAACGAAGUACUCAAUCAAAAUUGCGUUAAGGAAUCCGGCCAAAAUCAGUCUUUUCAAGGGGGUCCCUAUCUGACAGCCUUUUGCAAUGGUAUUCAAGAAGCCCUAGGAGACUAUCGUAAAGAAAUAAUCAAAUUGGAGAACACCUUUUUGGCUUAUCCUCAAUUAUCUUUAACGGACAUUUUGAGCUCUGUAAAUAAAUUCAAAGGGUUGUUCGAUGUGCUGAAAUCAAUGAUAAGGAAAAUACAGAUUGAAGAAUUACAUGGGUGUUUAUUGAUGAGCGGUUUGCAUCAAUACAUUCAUUGUGGAAUUGAGCAAAUUGAAAAAUCCGCUGUGGCGAUAAUAAAAACAAUAAACACAGUAUUUUAUCAGCAUUUAUGCAACUGGAUUGUUUGUGGGAAUCUAGUUGACCCUUACAAUGAAUUUUUCAUAUGCGAUGGAAAGGUGGCAGAUGAAAAUUUUUUGUAUCCUGAACAAUUGGCAGAGUAUAUAGAGCAACUGUCUGAUAAUGCGAAUUCUUCAUAUUCUAUAGCGAAAAAGGCAAAAAUUAGACGUCCACCACCAGUAAGAAAAUUUUACAUCAACUGGGAGAAGGUUCCAAUGUUUAUCAGCGAAGAUUCGGCUGAAAGUAUUCUUUUUAUGGGAAGAAUAGUAUGGAUUAUUAGAAAUGAUCCUAAAAAAGAAGAAAAUAUUGACGAUUACAACACAAAAUUCAAAAGAGAUAUUUGGGAAGGCAAAGAAAUUGAGUAUUAUAAUAAAAUACAAGUACUGGCGGACCAGAGUUUUAAUGCUGUACAAUUUAAGAAAACUAUCGAAGAAUGCCGAACAAAAUUGACCAAGUUUCUUUGGUCUAUAAUGCUUGAAGAAGGAAAUCUUGUAGAUCAUUUAAAGUUAAUUAGAGAUUUUUUUGCGCUUGGCAAAGGAGAACUUUUCCAGCAAUUUUUAACUGCGUCAAAUACAAAUUUGAAAAACGUGCCAGCGAAUGCUUUAAUGCAACAAAUAAAUUUCUUAUUUCACGAAACCUCAAGGAAAAUUUACGGCGAGAAUGAUAAAACUUAUCAAAAGUUUGAGCUGAGUUCUAAUCAUGUGGAAACUUCAAAUUCAAAUCUCUGGCAACACUUACAAUUAAAUUUCGAAAUCCAAUGGCCACUACACAUAGUUGAUCGACGUGUAUGGACACUUCGUCAAAACUUAAUGUUUUUGGUCAACAAUCUUCAAUAUUACAUGCAAGUUAAUGUGAUUGAAACUCAAUUUUCUAUAAUCCUGAAAGCUGUCGAGAGUGCCAGUGAAUUUGAAGAUUUUAUUAAAAUUCAUCAAGAAUUUAUUACAAAUCUUUUGGCUAAAAGUUUUGUCCUAACGCCAGAUGAAUCUCAAGACAGUAAAAGUAAAUACAGGUUAUAUCAAGUGCCGGCUUUACAAAACAACGUCCCAAGCAAAGUGUACAGGGUUAUAACAAGACUAUUGGAACUUUGCGAUGAAUUUUCCUUGAUUGCAAACACUUGGGAGGCCAGUCUUACAGAAGCCGACAAUGAAGAAUUGGAAAGUUUUCAAAAACGCUCCGAUAUUGCCAUAGAAACUUUACUAGUCGUGCUGCACCGAUUUCAUAAGAAAGUGAGUGGAGGACAUUUAUUGCAGCUACUAAUGCACUUAGAUUUUAACAGAUAUUUUAGCAGGAACAAGGCUGAUUGUAAUUUAACUGCAGCACUUAAUGGAUAUUGACGUUUGUAAUUAUUAUUGUUAUUUAAUUAAAUAGUAAUCAAACUGGGUUUUUUCCUAAAUGUUUUUUUUUUAUUAUUUUUGUCCAUUGGUGAUGGAUAAAUAAAUAAGCCCCAAUCAUAAAUGGAAUUCAGUACAUAAACAUAGAAAAAAAAUACAAAAUACCACAAUACAGUUAAAAAAAAAUUACAGUGCAAGGCAGUUUAGGUUACCGUACAAUCAACAUUAGUCCUGAAGACACAAUGCAAUAGUUGUUGCAUUUUGUCUUCCAACUUUUUUAUUCUAACUUGAUCCAUUAUUAACCAACCAAAACCUUCACCAACCAUAAGCCAUCUAAAUCCUAGUAAUUUCAUUAUUUGCUUUUCUUCAUUACUUUCAUAAAUAACACCAUAU
Molecule: messenger RNA, 5170 nt
Organism: Ceutorhynchus assimilis (cabbage seed weevil)
Lineage: Eukaryota; Metazoa; Arthropoda; Insecta; Coleoptera; Curculionidae
Source: the annotation of a GenBank genome assembly